This is a messenger RNA of Ylistrum balloti, 3853 nucleotides long. RefSeq names its product E3 ubiquitin-protein ligase RNF8-like. The transcript has 7 exons. Bases 1 to 1803 code for a protein of 600 amino acids. NCBI's taxonomy places the organism in Eukaryota, Metazoa, Mollusca, Bivalvia, Pectinida, Pectinidae. The record is from RefSeq and is a predicted model, not a curated record. Gene Ontology annotation, molecular function: zinc ion binding; nucleic acid binding; ubiquitin protein ligase activity. Gene Ontology annotation, biological process: double-strand break repair; ubiquitin-dependent protein catabolic process; protein K48-linked ubiquitination. Gene Ontology annotation, cellular component: cytosol; nucleus; site of double-strand break.
AUGGCAGAUACUAUAGGGCAAACUUGUUUACAUCGGUUGGGAGACAAUGUCAAGAAACAUAGACUAAUAUCGUUAUCAGAUAAGGAUGAGGUAACAAUUGGACGGUCUCCAGAUGUUUCUGUAUGCCUGUUAUCCAACAUGAUCUCCCGAUGCCAUGCAACCCUUAAGAAGUCUGAAUCUGGGACCUGGUCUAUCAAGGACAAUAAGAGUCUGAACGGGGUUUAUGUUAAUGAUGUACGACUAGUGGCUAACCAACCACAUACACUUGAGGAGGGAGACAUUGUACAACUAGGCAUCCCAAAAACAUCACAGGAAAAGGCAGAGUUCAUAUUCAAAUUCCACAAAAAUCUCAGAGUGAAACGUGUCCGUCAGAAUUCCUCACAGGAUAAUUUGCAAAAUCAAGAGGGAAAUUGUGUUGGAAAAUAUCCAAUGAAAAGAAUUAAGUUAGACACUGAAAGUAAGCCAGUGAGAUCAAUUCUUAAAAGGACUGUUACAGAAAGACCAGAAAGUGAUUCACAAGUGUCAAGUUCUCAGCCUGACCUUGGAUGUUCUGAUGAAGAAGCUGAUGCCAACGGCACACCUGGAAAAAACGACAGAGUGAACAGGGACAAAGAUUGGUCACCAUUUCUGGACUACAAAGAAAAACUUAAACAACAGGAGAGUGAAGCUCAGUUGAAAUUAAAAGAAUAUGAGGCAAAGAUGGCAGAAAUGCAAAAACUUUUACAGGAAAAAGAAGCAGCACAAAAUGAGAUAAAGAGUGAACUUGAAGAAGAAAAGAAGAGACGAGAACAUCAGGAAAAAGAAUUAAAUGUAAUGCUAAAAAAGAAAGAAGAAGAAAUGCAAGUUGCAUUAACAAAGAAAAAAGAGGAGGAAGAGAAAAUGAAAGAAGAACUUGAGAACCAGUUACUUAAUAGAGAAGCACAGAUGCUGGAACAACUUCAGUCUGAGAAAGAUCGUCUGCUAAAAGAAAAACAAAAAAUUGAAGAAAAUUUGAAGUUGACCAUAGAGGAAAAAGAUCGUCAAUUGCAGGAAGAACUUGUCAAACAAAAAGAAAAACUUGAUAGUAUUAUAAAUAAGAAGGAAGUAGAGCAACGGAUGCUGGAAAGUCAAUUGAAUGACACUAGGGCAGAAAAGGACCAGCAGAAGGAUGCCGUGUUACAGGCUAGGGAGGACAUUUUGUCAAACUUCGCUGACCUCAUGGAGACAGAAUUGCAAUGUAGCAUCUGUAAUGAAUUGUUUGUACAGGCCACGUCUUUGAACUGUUCCCAUGCAUUCUGUGCUUACUGUAUAGAAGAGUGGAUGAAGGUGAAGAAGGAAUGCCCCAACUGUCGGACAGCCAUCACAUCCAGUGUGCGUUCUAUCGUUCUAGACAGCUAUAUAGACAAAAUGGUGGAACAUCUCAGUGACGAACUCAAACAGCAACGUGUACAAUUAGUGGCUUCUCGCAAAGCUGAGGCUUCAAGAAAGGCAGAACAGGAAAAUCAAGGGACAUCAGGGAAUGGGAGGGGGAGGGGGAGAGGGCGUGGCCGAGGUAGAGGCAGAGGCAGGAACAGGGCAAAUCCAGAUCCACCCCUUCCUGAAGCCCCGCCCAUUGAAAUACUAAGUGAUGAUAUUGAUGGAGGAGUGGUCUCAAGCAGCAGUGAUAGUGAUCCCUAUGAAAGUGCAAGCGAUCUCUCCAGCAGUGAUUCUGAUGAUGGCACUGAUUAUAUCCGGGGCGAACCAGGGGCCUACUUUGGUGGUUAUGGCAGAUGUUUUAGAUGUGGAUCUAGAGGACAUUGGGCAAAUGGCUGUCCAUUAUUAUAGCACCUGUAGGACAGUGUCAAUGUGUACUCUCAGUUACAGAUGUUUCUGUUCUGUAACAGUCCAAACAUUGUACAAUGAGUCAGAUAGGUGUCUACUGUUAGUGAAGGAUGUGUCUGUUCUGUAUCAGUCCGAUCAUUGUACCAUGGGACAGAUGGGUGUCUACUCUCAGUGAAGGAUGUAUCUGUUCUCUAACUGCCCGAACAUUGUACCAUGGGACAGGUGUGUAUCUACUCUCAGUGAAGAAUGUAUCUGUUCUCUAACUGUCAGAACGUUGUAACAUGGGACAGGUGUGUAUCUACUCUCAGUGAAGAAUGUAUCUGUUUUCUAACUGUCAGAAUAUUGUACCAUGGGACAGGUGUGUAUCUACUCUCAGUGAAGAAUGUAUCUGUUCUCUAACUGUCAGAACAGUGUACCAUGGGACAGAUGGCUGUCUACUCUCAGUGAAGGAUGUAUCUGUUCUCUGUCAGAACAGUGUACCAAUGGACAGAUGGAUGUCUACUCUCAGUUAAGGAUGUAUCUGUUCUCUAACUGUCAGAACAUUGUACCAUGGGACAGAUGGGUGUCUACUCUUGGCUUAUGGUUGUCUUCACCCAAUGAUUGAUGUAUGUAUAGUUAAUGGCAGCUAGAUGAACCACCUGCUGAGACAUAUUAGGGUUACACACACGGGUCUACUCAUUAUGUCUUGGCAGACUGUUUGUUAAUUAGGCAUUCUUACACAUCAUUAGGAAGUUGCAUACCAAGCACAAAGGUGUGUACCAAAAGAAAGUGUUUCAUACUCAGUUUAGGAUACGUACCCAAGGAAAUCAAAGAUGUGCUCAAGACUUUUAUUCAAGUCAUGUUUCAGGCUGAUCAGAUGUAAACUUGACUCUAAACUUUAAACUCUGGCAUGACGAGUAAUUGAUGAACUUUCAUUGAUAUCAAAGUUGACCGGAAAAAUUGUGAUUAAUAUAUAUACAUUUCAUAUAGAUGUAAAAUUUUCUUGUAUUUAAGAAAAAUUAUGAUUAAAAAUCUUUCUCUGAUCAACAUCCAACAAAAAUGCCAACAAUGAGAGCAGGACAGAGUAUUCAUUUAUCAUUACUUCGAAGUCAAAUCAUAUUUAUUGUGGGUAUUGAGAAUAAUGCAGGGUACCAUGUUUCUUUACCUACAUCACCUGUUUACAAACACUUGCCUGUGUCAUUGGUAUCGUCCACAUUGGUUGACAACAUACAAACAUACAAGAUCUCAAUUUACCUAACUUAAGGUAAUUGUUCAAUCCUAUCAUAAAAUUGCAGUGUACAAUAGUCCGUAUAGGAUUAUGGGUAAAUUUCAGUAGAAAAUAGCAAAACACUUUCUUUUGAAUACUACUGAAAUUUACUUCAAAAUGAACUUCAAUCUAUUUAUGAUAGCUGUGUGAUAUCGUCAUGCAAAUAUCGUUAAAUGUCUUUCUGAAAAUAUACAUGUAUUGGUAUUGAACCAGUUCAAACUAUUGUUGUGAAAUAUCCCUAAGAGGCAGUCAAAGUUCUGGGAGCUCCUGUUCUCAUACCAUCAUUGUAGAAUACAAGGUUCUUAAUUUAUAACUCUAGCUAGAUUUAUUGUUAAGAUGUUACAAUAUGUGGGAUUUGAAAUUUAUCCCAUUUGUUUCAUCGUCUUGUUAUUCUUGGCUCACAUUUGUUUUCUGUAUUUCAUUGCUAUGUUUUUUUUUUUGUUUUUUUGGGGUUUUUUUUUUUUAAUUUUCUUCCCUAUAUUCCUAAUUUCCUUCCAUCAAGCUUCCUAUGGGAAAUAAAGAUUCUGGUUAUAACUUUGCACUUAUAGCAUCUUGUGACUUUGGGAAAAACAAGAGUUGAAAAUGAUUUAGUAUAAGUUAGUUUGACUUUUUAAAUUUUCAUUCAAUACAAGAUUGUGCCAACAUAUACAUCUGAUACCCAGUGUUCGUUCUCUUUCCACAUGAUAUUAAUGCUCAAGAUUUAAAAGUGAAUUAUUAGUACUCUCUACUUAAAUAAAAGUUUGAAACGUAACAACUUGAAAUUCAGAAAUUUACUGUGUGACUAUAAUAAAUAUUUAAUGUUAUCAA